Caenorhabditis angaria is the source of this 327-nucleotide messenger RNA. The record is from the annotation of a GenBank genome assembly. Lineage: Eukaryota; Metazoa; Nematoda; Chromadorea; Rhabditida; Rhabditidae.
AUGGGAGACAAAUCGGCCUAUAUGGGAGCUGGAGGAUAUUCGUCAGGAUAUAUGGGAGCGAAUGCUUCGUCAUCCGGUUAUGCUCGUGAAGAUUAUGCUCAAGGAGGAAGCAGUGGAGGACAAACAUCUGGAGGUAAGUAUUGGUGGGGAACUGUAGAUUGUCAGCCUCUCAGAAUUCAGUCUUCAAUUUAUAGCUGAAUAUUUUUUAGUAUCCAAAAAUUGAGGCCUCCCUCCACAAAAUUUUUUCAUUUUUCAGGAACUACAAAUCCAGGAGCCCAAGUAUUCAAAGCUCGUACCGAUCAAUCUUGCUACAUGGGACCACCAUAA